This is a messenger RNA of Amoebophrya sp. A25, 2994 nucleotides long. Lineage: Eukaryota; Dinophyceae; Syndiniales; Amoebophryaceae. The record is from the annotation of a GenBank genome assembly.
AUUUUUGUCGUUUAAGGGUUUCGACGCAGCACGUUAUUUGAGGGUUGAUAUGAUGUCUUUUUCAACCUUUUAUCUCACGUCGGAUUGACCUGGAUUGAAAGUUAGGAUAGAGACUGACAGACUCAAAUGCAAGGAUGUCCUCUACGCAAGAACGUAUCUCUCAGUUGCAAGCGCUGCAGGCUGCGCGCAAAACACAGCUCGAGGAGCAAAAGCGAAAGGUUGAAGAGCUACGACGCUCGUCUGCGCAAAGGCAGAGCACGCGUGAUGCGGAACCGGCUUCAAGGGAAACCCGGCAAUUUCAGUCGACCUCCGGAAAGAAGUCGUACAUAGAAGUCCUUAGCGAACUCUUACCGGGUUUGAACGCUGGAGACGUGGAAGUAGGCGGCGCUGGGCAGAGACCGAAGCUGCACAGGCCAGCGACUCUGAAAGUCAAUCGGGGAACGCCAGAUGACGCAGUGCAUAUAUUUCCCGUGCAGCAGGGUGAGGUGUACGACAAGGAGAUACAGACAGUGCUGUCGCGCUCUUCUUCAAGCAGUGACGUGGAUGGCGAUGAGAGCGCGAUGGCGGGAGGUGGUCCGGCUGUUGCCUCAGAUACGCGUGGCCCCGCGACGAGGCAAUCGGCUGUAAGCCGUGGCACGAGCCCAGUACCAGGAGCGAUGCUCAGUGCGGCCGUGGGAUCAACAACUGCAGGAGCUGCAGACGCCGGUGGAUCUCCGGCUGGGUCGCCGAAGCGGAGUCAGGAUCUGUCGGAGGAGGAGAAACAGAAUAUUUUGCGGAGUAACGAUUUUCUGAGCUUUUUUGACAAGUCGUCGAAGAUGGUCGAGAAGCUGCUGUCAGCGUCCGAUGCGCGCUCGGUGCUAUUGAGGGGUGCCAGCGGCGCUGCGGGGGCAGGCCUAGGAAACUUCGACCGGGACUACCGUGAGGACGAGGGCCGAGGAAAGCGGAAGGGCGACCGGGAUGCAGAUGACUUGCGGGAAGUAGGGCUCUUCGACUCGGAGCGAUGGACGACCGGGCGUUGCGUGACCGAUCUAGACUGGUCUCAGCACUAUCCUGAACUGCUCUGUGCAAGCUACGGCAAGCGGGACAAUGCGAGCAUAACGGAGGAAGAAGGCGUCGUAUGCGUUUGGAAUUUGGCGCUGCAGGGGAGGCCUGAGUUUGUGUUCACAGCAGGCUCUCAAGUCUUGACGGCGAAAUUCGACAAGCAGAAUCCAGCAGUCUAUCUCGGCGCAACCUACUCCGGCAGUAUCGUCUUGUGGGACAGCAGAACAACGUCGCGGGCGCCGGUAGUUUUCCUGAGAAAAGCAAUAUCGAUGUAAACGAACUACUGUUUACAAGUGAUUCUGUCAGUUCGACUUCGAGUAUACUUGCAGUUGCAUGAUACUGAUUGAAUAAAUGUUUGCCUGCAGUAGAAUGACCUAACUUAAAAAUUCAUUGAUGAUGUUUGAGCGCACAUUCUCCUUCAUAACAGACCCAGCGCACCCCCCUAGUGUCGGAAAGAGGCCACUCACAUCCCGUGUACGCGAUGGAGCAAACACACGGUGCGGAGCUCGUUUCAAUAUCAACCGAUGGCAAGCUCUGUGUGUGGAACUUGCAGAUGCUAGUGCACCCACAGGUACUUACUUGAUGUUCCUUUUGUCGAUCAUCAUUUGAAUCUUCAAUUUUCUUUUCUUUUAGGAAGGAAGAAACUGUUCUCUCGUGUCCUACACACACGUAGAUCAUUUUAGUUAAAAUGAAAAGUUAAACAACAACAGGAAUGCGUUGAACUGAAGAGAGGUUCUCGAGAAGUAGUUGCCAACUCCCUGGCUUUCGCAUCGGAGGACACUCUAUGGGUUGGGGGGGAGGACGGCAGCAUCUGCCAGUGUCAAAUUCAUCAAACAAAAAGCGGCGUCACAGACGCAUUGGAGGGUCACCAGGCUCUGGUAGUACUCUAUUGAUGAAUUGUCUUCCGUGAAGAUUUAAUUUAAAUUCGUCCGAGGUUUUCAGAUUCGUGACAAGCAGGAGUAGACGUGCGUUGACUACUCAUGAUUCUCGAAGAUGCUCGUCCUUCAGGAUUUGUUCAUCUCAGACGACCUCGACUGAUUUUUCACGUUGAGAUGAUUUGCCUCAAAGGUAUCCUCCGUGGGCUUAAACCAGUGUCUGUCUGAUGCGUCUUCGACGGGGACAGAUUUGUUGCUUUCUAGCGGUUUCGACUGGGCCGUUAACCUCUACGCGCCAAAGCGGUUCCAGGCACCGAUUUUGAGAUUAGAACACUUUAGUGAUUUUGUCACCGACGUGUCGUGGCAUCCCGACCACCCCGCUGUGUUUGCUGCUGUGGACGCCUCAGGACAGUUAGAGAUCUGGAAUUUGAACGAGUCCAUGGAGCAUCCAGCAUUAUGCACUGCAGGUCAGCAAGCAUCUCUAAAACCCGGAGGUGUGUCCGCUUCUCCGGUUCUGGUGAAGAAUGCACCGGUGAAGCCCUCUGCGUCGCAGAACUCCUUCUUCUGUGGCUGCUGGGAGUCCUUGCGGCGGAGCGGCGCCGGCGCAACAGGAGGGGGAAGUAAUGAUGUGGAGCAGCCGGCGGGCGGCGGACAACUCUAUGCAGCUGGAAAUACCGACGGCGCAGUGCGGCUAUGGCAAGUGAAGCGGAAUUUGCUUCCGUCCAGUCGGUCGCAGAAGGAAGACCUGACGAAAACGCUCGAAGAACGAAUCAACGCUUUGGAGCCAGUCACUUCCAUAUUCACAACUGCUGGAAUAGGGACGCAGCUAGUGUAGCCUGCGAAGAGGCUGCGCUACAGCGAAUGUUUAUUCCUGCCUUCGAAGAAGUUGUUGGAACAUACGCACACGUCUAAGUUUCUGAGCUUGUUCUGCUACCCGAAUUCAAUCGACCACGUGAAGCUUCUACUGUCUUCUACAGCCUACAUUAUGUAAAUACUUACUCUAACGCGGGGGCUCGCCUGCAGGUGGGAGAUGGUUGACCCGCGUUGUAAAAAAACUUUGAAUCAUCAGUAGUCCAGG